UGUUCGGCCGUUACGGGCUCAGUUGCAUUGCGCGAGCGUUGGUGUUGCUACAAAGUGGCGACAAUUGCCCGGAGAUAUUUGAGAUACUUUGUGCGUUUUUACAGUGAGUGGAGCUGCGAUUCGACCAGCAAGAUGACCGGGGAGGCGAAAAUUAUAUCCGGCACGUUGGUGGCCAAGAAUAUACGCGAGGAAUUGUGUCGCGAGGUUAAAGCUUUGCGGGCAACGCAUGAAGCAUUUGUGCCGGGAUUACGCAUUGUCCAGGUGGGCGGACGGGAGGACUCCAAUGUCUAUAUACGCAUGAAGAUCAAGGCGGCCACGGAGAUCGGCAUCAAUGCCCUCCACGUGCAACUUCCACGCUCUAUCACCGAAAUGGAGCUGCUCGAUAAGGUGCGAGAACUGAAUGCGGAUCCCCAGGUGCAUGGCAUCAUUGUCCAGAUGCCCCUCGACUGUGAGGCGAGCAUCGAUGCUCAUCGGAUUGCGGAUGCAGUCUCGCCUGCCAAGGAUGUGGAUGGUCUGCAUACGUUGAACGAGGGUCGUUUGGCCACCGGAGAUCUGACUGGAUUUCUGCCCUGCACGCCAUGGGGCUGCCUCGAGCUGAUCCGUCGCACGGGCGUCGAAAUUGCCGGAGCCCAUGCUGUGGUUCUCGGACGCAGCAAGAUUGUGGGCACUCCGGCGGCUGAGCUGCUCAAGUGGAGUAAUGCGACGGUGACUGUAUGUCACUCCAAGACACGCAAUCUGGAGGAGAUUACACGCAGCGCGGACAUCCUGCUCGUGGGCAUCGGUGUGCCGGAGAUGGUGAAGGGUUCGUGGAUCAAACCCGGCGCUGUUGUCAUCGAUUGUGGCAUCAAUUGCAAGCCAGACGCCAGCAAGGCAAGUGGCACCCGACUGGUGGGUGACGUGGAUUACGAGCAGGCCAAACUGGUGGCGGGAUACUUGACACCUGUGCCUGGAGGAGUGGGACCCAUGACCGUGGCCAUGCUGAUGAAGAACACGGUGGCAUCGGCGACCAGGGCUGCGGCACGGGCCAACCGCAAAAGCUGGCAGCUCCAGCCGUUGCCCCUGCGCCCGGCAAGACCUGUGCCCAGCGACAUUGUGAUUGCCCGGGCUCAGAGACCGAAGAAUAUUGGACAUCUGGCCGAGGAGAUUGGUCUGGAGCCGAACGAGGUGUCGCUGUAUGGCAGUAACAAGGCGAAGAUCUCGCUGAACGUGCUGCAGCGUCUCCGGACACGUCAGGCGGGCAAGUACGUGGUUGUUGCCGGCAUCACGCCCACUCCGCUGGGCGAGGGCAAGACGACGACGCUGAUGGGUCUGGUGCAGGCGCUGGGAGCGCACAGGCAACGCAAUGUGGUUGCUGCACUGCGUCAACCGUCGCAGGGACCCACAUUUGGCAUCAAGGGUGGUGCCGCCGGCGGUGGCUAUGCCCAAGUCAUACCCAUGGAGGAGUUCAAUCUGCAUCUCACCGGAGACAUUCAUGCCGUCUCUGCAGCCAACAAUCUGCUGGCCGCUCAGCUGGACACACGCAUCUUCCACGAGGCAACGCAGCUGGACAAGGCUCUCUACCAGCGGCUGGUGCCAAAGGUCAAGGGUCAGCGCAAGUUCAGUCCCAUUCAGCUGCGGCGUCUGCAGCGUCUGGGCAUUGACAAGACCGACCCGGACGAGCUCACGGAAACGGAGUACGGCAAGUUUGCGAGACUUGACAUUGAUCCCGAGACGAUCAUGUGGGAGCGUGUGGUGGACAUCAAUGACAGGUAUCUGCGGGAUAUUACCAUUGGCCAGUCACCCACCGAGAAGGGAUUAGUCCGCAAGACCCGUUUCUCCAUCGCCGUGGCCAGCGAGAUUAUGGCUGUGCUGGCACUGUCCGGCUGCCUGGCGGAUAUGAAGAAACGUCUGGGUGAGAUGGUGGUGGCCUUUAACAAGUCCGGUCAACCGGUGACUGCCGAUGAUCUGGGCGUCACGGGCGCCUUGGCUGUGCUCCUCAAGGACGCCAUGGAGCCGAACCUGAUGCAAUCUUUAGAGGGUACGCCCGUCCUGGUGCAUGCGGGACCCUUUGCCAACAUUGCCCACGGCUGCAACUCGAUCAUUGCCGACGAGAUUGGCCUUAAGCUGGUUGGCAGCGAUGGCUACGUCUGCACUGAGGCGGGCUUCGGUUCCGAUAUUGGCAUGGAGAAAUUCUGUAACAUCAAGUGCCGCAGUUCUGGUCGCAAUCCCGAUGCCAUGGUGCUGGUGACCACGGUCAGAGCCAUUAAGAUGCACGGCGGUGGUGCACCAGUCACGCCGGGUGCACCACUCAACAAACAGUAUACGGAGGAGAAUCUGGAGCUGCUGGAACAGGGACUGCCCAAUCUAUUGCAGCACAUCUCCAAUGGCCGAGCCUUUGGCAUGCCCGUCAUUGUGUCCAUCAAUGCCCACGUGGCCGACACGCCGGCCGAGCACAAGCUGCUGAAGGAUGCCGCUCUAAAGGCAGGUGCCUUUGCUGCCGUCGUAUCCACCCACUGGUCAGAUGGUGGUGCCGGCGCUGUGCCUCUGGCCGAUGCCGUCAUCGAAGCCUGCAAGCUGCCGAACAAGUUUAAGCUGCUCUACGACCUGGAACUGCCGCUGGUGGACAAGAUGAACAAGAUCGCGCAAACCAUGUACGGUGCCGCCAAGGUGGAGCUAUCCCAGGAAGCAUUGAAGCAGGUUCAACGCUUGACCGACGCGGGCUAUGGCAAGUUGCCCAUUUGCAUGUCCAAGACUUCCGGCUCUCUCACUGGCGAUGCGAACAUUAAGGGUGCACCCAAGGGAUUCACCUUGAAUGUGGAGAAUGUCUAUGUCUCCGCUGGCGCUGGUUUUGUGGUGGCCAUGUGCGGGGAUAUUACCAAAAUGCCAGGACUCUCCACUCGCCCGGCUAUCUAUGACAUCGAUCUGAAUACCGAAACUGGACAGAUUGAGGGACUCUUCUAAAACGAUUUCCAAAAAUUUAAAUAAAUAUCUGUGUAAAUUAUAGCUGUAAAA
Drosophila innubila is the source of this 2991-nucleotide messenger RNA. RefSeq names its product C-1-tetrahydrofolate synthase, cytoplasmic (gene pug). The record is from RefSeq and is a predicted model, not a curated record. Gene Ontology annotation, cellular component: mitochondrial matrix; cytosol. Gene Ontology annotation, molecular function: methenyltetrahydrofolate cyclohydrolase activity; methylenetetrahydrofolate dehydrogenase (NADP+) activity; ATP binding. The coding region runs from base 133 to 2940 and encodes 935 amino acids. The transcript is spliced from 5 exons. Gene Ontology annotation, biological process: mitochondrial respiratory chain complex III assembly; tetrahydrofolate interconversion. Lineage: Eukaryota; Metazoa; Arthropoda; Insecta; Diptera; Drosophilidae.